Messenger RNA from Clunio marinus, 357 nucleotides. The record is from the annotation of a GenBank genome assembly. NCBI's taxonomy places the organism in Eukaryota, Metazoa, Arthropoda, Insecta, Diptera, Chironomidae.
AUGGAGCAAUUUUUCAUGCCAUCGAACCCGAAAAGCAGCAGAAGCAAUGUGAGAAAAGCAUGGCGAAAAAAGGCGUUGUUGACAUCAAGCAUGAAACAAUACAUCACGAUCAAUAAAAAAGUGAAUGCUCUAUCUACAUACAGACAUUCACGUGACAUGAAAGAUCCCGAACAGCAAGCUAAAAAUUACACACAAUCAGUGUGCUGUGAACAUAAAAUAGAAUCCAUCACGGGCCUAUCUCAUUCGAGUGUCUCGUUCAUGGUAAAAGCUCUUGCUUUACGAUGUCUUGUUUCAUUAAUCAACGUGAGAGCUUUAUACGUAUCGAUAGUGGAUCUUAUUGAAAAGAGAAAAGAAUAA